AUGCAAAACCUUCAGUAUCAGAAUCAGAGUCCAGCGACAUAUACUUGCCCCUUCUCGAAGAAUGACGAGUUGGUCGACGACCUAGAAAAAUCUAAUACUGGCAACACUCCAGUAUGGAAUGCGCAGAGCGUACGGGGUAAAGAAGCCGGCAACAACGAACCUGCUUUUAUCCCAGGCCAACCCCUGUAUCCGCUUGAGCACCAGCUGGAGGAAGUCACGAGAUUUCUUGACAAGGACCUCAAAACAGAACUACUAGACAGCAUGAGCCAUAUCCUCUGGCUGCUAUCUAGUAAGAACAACAUCAACCCGUUACACCGGCAAGCGAUUAGGAACCGACAGAUCCUGAUAACGGAAGACCCUACACUCCAUCUUGUCUGGUAUUAUGACCAGAUAUUUAUCAAACCGAUCCCUCGUUAUCUCCUCAAUUAUGCCUUUUUCGAGACAUAUAUAUCCGGGUGCACUUCUUCAGAGAUCCUCAAGGCUGCGAACGGGUUCCUUCGUACCUACUCGCGCCUAAUAGUCUACGAGUCUGAUUUCGAGAUAGCAAAGGAAAAAGGGCUAUUACCGAAGGACGAGCGUAUCACUUGGCUAAAGUGGUGCAAGUUUAUUCGAGAAUUCCGAAACUUAGACACCGACAGUGUUACUGGUAGAUAUAUGUAUGGCGAGUUGCGACUUAGCAGGCUCAAUUUUUAUACCAAGGUUUUCGGUUAUGGAUGGAACUAUUUCGAUACCUACACGCAGUAUUUGCAGUACUUUAGCCGGUUUAUGGCGCCGUAUUUGUUUUUCUUUGGAAGUAUUUCUGUGAUCUUGACGGCGAUGCAAACAUCUCUAGCGGCGGAAGCGUCACCUGAGGAUAUGAGGUAUCAUGUAUCAGCAGCAACUUUUACAAGUUUUACUAUAUGGGCUACGGGUAUUGGCUUGUUGUUUUUUCCGGCGCUUUAUCUGUUCUUCCAGUUACGAGAGUUACUUUUUGCAAUUACCACCGGGAAUAAUAAGAAGGAUUGA
Molecule: messenger RNA, 1005 nt
Organism: Morchella importuna
Lineage: Eukaryota; Fungi; Ascomycota; Pezizomycetes; Pezizales; Morchellaceae
Exons: 1
Coding region: 1-1005 (334 amino acids)
Source: RefSeq, a predicted model, not a curated record